Molecule: messenger RNA, 572 nt
Organism: Phytophthora nicotianae INRA-310
Lineage: Eukaryota; Oomycota; Peronosporomycetes; Peronosporales; Peronosporaceae
Exons: 1
Coding region: 82-441 (119 amino acids)
Source: RefSeq, a predicted model, not a curated record
CGUCUACCACUCAAGCGAUAACCUCUCCAAGUACCAAGAUCAUUAGCAUCAUGAGAGUGAUUGUUUUUUCUUCUCGCUGCCAUGGCAGUCAUCAGCGGUAAUGUAGCUACCAGCGCUGAGCCAAUCCCUUCCUUGACAAAGACGUCGAAGGGUGAAAUCGACGCGAUUGGAGCAGAGGCCCGUGAGAAGCGGUUCCUGCGCAGCCACGAAGUGUCCCAAGAGAAUGACGACGGUGUUACGGACACCAACGACAAUGAAGAAGAAGAGCGAUUGAUUCGUAAGGCCCUGAAUGAUCUCUUGGAUGGGGAUACUGCCCACAAGUUUGAGAAAUGGAUGAGGAAGGGCUACUCCGCGAGAGACAUUUACAACAAGCUCGGUGUGAGCACCCAUAGCGACCGCCUUUGGAUUUACAACAAGUACGUGAACGCCCUCAAGAACUAGGAUCUUGUAGUAGACUCUUUUCAGGCUUGAAACUGCCCUACAGAUUCUGGUGAUCUCACUCGUAGAUUUGGAGCAACAGUCGUUAGAUUCCUUAGCUUUCAACGUGAAUACAGCACCUUUGAACUUCAGAA